AGUUGCUCAGAGAGGCGCGUUUUCUGAGCUCAUGUUGUCAGGCAAAAAGUAGCAGGCCGACACUGUUUUUAGCCCAAAUAAACAUUCAUUUUAUAGCAAUAACAGCAAACAACGUCAACAAAAACUCACCCCGUUAAGCUGAAUUACUCAUGGCGACUAAAAAGAAGCGGACGCCUGAUGUACAGAAUGACAGCUGGGUUGUUAUUGCUGCAGACUCUGCCAUCGACACAAAGAAGGAUGACAGUGACCCAGCUUUUGUGAGACUGAGGAAUCCCACUACAGAUGCAGCAUCUCUGUAUAUGCUGAGUAGUGGUGAUGUACAGCUGUUUGAGGUCAAAGCAUUUGAAGAAGAUUUCCACUCCUGGUUUGUUGGCCAGAAUGUACAGAGAGAUGGGAGACUUCUCUUUGUAACACCGAUGGAUCCUCUCUAUCUAAUUUUGCCCUAUUAUAUCAAAUCUGGCAAAGAGGAGAAGUUCCAGCCUGUGGAUCAAGUUGUUAUGGACGAGGAAUUCCCAGCCUGCUCAAGGCUGCUGAGCUGCACACGCUCCCUGGCCUCCCUGCACCACAUUGCCGAGGAAAAAGAGGUGGGAAAACUGAAGUUCCAUCGAUACAGUCAAGAGAAGACGAUGAAUUGGCUGAAGAAAAAGGUGGAGAGGACAGUCAGUGCGCUCAAGGCGAGAAAUAUCUCAGUGGGAGAAGGAGUCAAAUCCACAACAUACGUCAGAGUGAAGUCCGAGUCGGACUGCCAUGAGGAGGACUACCUGCGCUAUGCUCACGGCCUGAUAUCAGAGUACCUCAGUGAAGACCUGAGCAAAGCCCUCCUCAAACACUUGCAGUUACCAGAGCUCACAAGCCCAAAGGAGACAGAACCUCCUUCCAAGAAACGGAAACUUUCAGACAAACAGGUGGAGGCUGGAGAGGACUACACCAAAUUCAACAGUGCAGACUUUGCGCGGAAACCGCCCAAGAAGAUGACUGCUGCUCAGAAAUCUCUGUCUAAGGUGGACAAGACUGGCAUGAAGACGAUGUCAUCGUUCUUCAGCCCCAAGGUCAAAGCAGAAAAGAAAUGAAUGUUGUGUAGUUUCUGUUUUUUUUAUAUGAAACAUUUGUAAUAAAGAAAAGAAAAUGUAUUU
Molecule: messenger RNA, 1133 nt
Organism: Sebastes umbrosus (honeycomb rockfish)
Lineage: Eukaryota; Metazoa; Chordata; Actinopteri; Perciformes; Sebastidae
Gene: rnaseh2b
Product: ribonuclease H2, subunit B
Exons: 11
Coding region: 150-1070 (306 amino acids)
Biological process (GO): RNA catabolic process; ribonucleotide metabolic process
Cellular component (GO): ribonuclease H2 complex; nucleoplasm
Source: RefSeq, a predicted model, not a curated record